AGGGUCAUGGUCCCCUUCCCUUAUAAAAAGAAACCAAUUGCAAUGCAAAAUGCAAUUGCAGAAUCAAGAUAACAUAUCACUAUCAUAUUCAUGGCUCUAUUCAACUUCUUCAAGCUUAAGCUUGUCAUCUGUGUUGGGGUACUCUUGCUUGCUACUUCAGAUACUACACUCGCUCGAAAAGAUGCGAUGUUGUUCCGAGUACCAGAUAAGGAGAUGGAAGCAAGAAUAGCCAUUCAACAACUCUUGAGUUCUCCAGAAAAAAUUCCUAUGCUACUGAAAUCGCAAGCUCCUGAUGCUCGCCGCACACAUGCUACUAGACUUGGUUGUACAUUUUCUAUUGAUUGUCCAUCUGGGUUUGUGUGUUACCAGGGUCUAUGUAAGCCGGGGAUGAUGAAAAUUGAAUAAAAUCAUCUUUGAUGUAUUUAUUUCUUCUUGUUUGGAGUUUUUAUUUUCGCAUAAUAAAAAAGUGGUGUCAUUUCUAGAGUCUGUAUGCUUUGCUAUGUUUUACUUUGAUGACAUAAUAAACAUUGGUGUUGUGAUUAUUGUAUUCAGUAAUAAUACUUGUAUGUCAUUGUGCCAA
Molecule: messenger RNA, 580 nt
Organism: Beta vulgaris subsp. vulgaris (sugar beet)
Lineage: Eukaryota; Viridiplantae; Streptophyta; Magnoliopsida; Caryophyllales; Amaranthaceae
Exons: 2
Coding region: 91-405 (104 amino acids)
Source: RefSeq, a predicted model, not a curated record